Beta vulgaris subsp. vulgaris (sugar beet) is the source of this 1431-nucleotide messenger RNA. RefSeq names its product putative clathrin assembly protein At4g40080. The coding region runs from base 239 to 1213 and encodes 324 amino acids. NCBI's taxonomy places the organism in Eukaryota, Viridiplantae, Streptophyta, Magnoliopsida, Caryophyllales, Amaranthaceae. The transcript has a single exon. Gene Ontology annotation, biological process: vesicle budding from membrane; clathrin coat assembly; clathrin-dependent endocytosis. The record is from RefSeq and is a predicted model, not a curated record. Gene Ontology annotation, cellular component: clathrin-coated pit; clathrin-coated vesicle. Gene Ontology annotation, molecular function: phosphatidylinositol-4,5-bisphosphate binding; 1-phosphatidylinositol binding; SNARE binding.
CACAUUAAUAAUAAUUUUCAAAGUUUUCCCCACAUUUUAGCCUUAGAAUUCUUUACACACGUAUACCGCGUUCAUUUCUUUAGACCAAGCAUAACAUUAUCACAAUUCACAAAAUCUUUUAAAUAUUCUCCAAUGUAACACCAAAAUUAGAAAGCCGUUAUAAAUACACAAAAAUAACUGUUUCUCCCUCUCUUUCUCUCAUUCACAUUUUCUCUCUCAUACUCUGUUUUCUUUCACAAUGGGAAGACCAGAAAAAAUGAAAAACAUAGUAGGAAUCCUCAAAGACAAAGUCUCAAUUCUCAAAGCAAUCUUUCUAUUAUCCUCAUCAAAACCCACCACCUCCUUCCACGUCGCCGUCCUACGCGCCACCACCCACAACCACCCAUCUGACCCACCACCUUACGACGCUGUCUUAGCCUUAGCUCACAACCACCGUCCCUCCGCCGGACCAUUAGUACACGCGCUACUCCAACGUGUUCAUGGGACCCACAACGUCUACGUGGCACUCAAGUGUCUUCUCACGCUCCACCACGUCAUCACUUAUGGAUCCCCUGCUCUUAAGGAGAAUAUAUCAUCUUACUCAACUGGGCCCCUCUUUAACCUAUCAAGUUUCCAGGACCCCUCUGAUCGUGACACGUGUGAGUUGUCUAAUUGGGUACGGUGGUAUGCCGAUGUACUGGAUUAUAGCCUUGCUCUUACAAGGAAAAACAGAGGAGAGAGAUUGAGUUCUUUGGUGGGUAUGUUGGAAGUCAUUUGUGGGGCCCCUCAAUCUUUGCAUUAUCAAAAGAUAAGCUUGAUUUAUGAAGUAAUAAAGUUGGUUGGAGAAGAUUAUAGGAUGAUUAUGAGAGAGAUUAAUACCAAGAUUAAUCAAUUUGGGAAGAGGUUUAUUCAAGAUUUAAGUGAUGAAUUGUUGGGGAAUUUGUUGGGUGAUUUAAAAAGAAUUGAGAAUUGUAAAGAAAGAAUGUUUUUAAUGUUCUUGAAUAAGAAGAAAAAUGAUGGAGUUUGGGAAUUGAUUGAGGAAGUGAGGAAAGAUGUUGAGGAAGUUAAGGUGAAGAGAGAGAAUAUGAAGUUGGUUGUUUUUCAUCCAACUGAGUCGACUCGGGUGGAGGACAAACGAGUUAGUGAGUCAAGAUCUUUGGCCGUUGUGCCGGCGCCACGUGCCAAAAGAUGGUUGGAUGUUGACUGGAAUCCGUUGGUUGCUUCCGUUGGUUAAUAAUCUUGAGAAGUGUGAGUUUGCAAAAUUCUUGAUGUAACUUUUUUGUUUUUUUGAGAUCAAGUUAAUUUUUGGUAUUGUACAUUCUGAAUAUUUUCAUUUUUUAGUUGUACAAAGUGUAUCGGAUUUCUUUUUUUGUUGAAUUAUAGGAAAUAAGAAUAUCGAGACAAAUGUAUAGAAAUAAUACAAUAAUACUCCCAUCCAUUUUCUUUUAUUGC